Messenger RNA from Chrysochloris asiatica (Cape golden mole), 666 nucleotides. RefSeq lists its product as uncharacterized. The record is from RefSeq and is a predicted model, not a curated record. Bases 1 to 666 code for a protein of 221 amino acids. The transcript is spliced from 4 exons. NCBI's taxonomy places the organism in Eukaryota, Metazoa, Chordata, Mammalia, Afrosoricida, Chrysochloridae. Gene Ontology annotation, biological process: negative regulation of phosphatase activity.
AUGCUGACUUUAAAUAACAGGAGAGUGAAAGGCUUCACUUGGAUCAUAGCCCCGGCCUUGACCUCCCUAGGCUACCUGCUCAUACUACUGGUCUCCAUCUUCCCCUUCUGGGUACGGCUUAUGAAUAAGGAGUCCCAGGAAGACUAUUUCAGUGGUCUGUUUGAGAACUGCUUCCAUAUCAAAUGCUGGAAACCUCGACCCUUGUCCAUUUAUAUCCUGCUUGGCCGGAUUUUCCUGCUUGCUGCAGUCAUCUUGUCUUUUGUCACAACCUUCAUCAUGGUGUCCUUUGCAGCUCAGCUCUUCCCAAGGAUCCGGAAGCACAACUUUGUGUCAGCCUCCAUCAGCUUCCUCACAGGGGCCUGUGCUUUCCUGGCCUUGUUGCUGCAUGCCCUGGAGAUCCGGGAGUUGAGGAUGAAGCCCAGCCCUCCACAGUUCUCUGUUCAGUGGCCUUACUACAUCCUGGGUGUUGGCAUCCUUCUGUUCAUAGUGGCUGGUACAAUGUGCCUCUUUGAAGAAGCAACCUGCCUUAGCCGCCACUUGUUGCCCAUUUCCCAGAGAAUUGAGGAGACCCAAGGGAUUCCACACCUGGAGAAACUAGAAAGUUUUGGAGGAGAACUGAGCUCAAUACAAAAGGAGACCCUGCUGAAGAAAGAAACAAUUAUCUAA